Molecule: messenger RNA, 586 nt
Organism: Cladocopium goreaui
Lineage: Eukaryota; Dinophyceae; Suessiales; Symbiodiniaceae
Source: the annotation of a GenBank genome assembly
CAAAAAAUGUAGUGAAUUUCACUAGCUACCUCCAUGAGUCGUGAUGCUUCAGCUCUCCGCAGCCGAGAGUUGCCCGCCCACCGAGUGAAACCCAGCCCCUCUGCGACGGGAUGAAGUCGUUCCUGGUUCUGCUGUGCAUUGGGGUCAAUGGCUUCCAGUGCCCCAGUGGCUAUGGAGGUGUCAAGGAAUGUUUGGGUGAAGGCAACAAAGGACAUUGCGACCUGGAGAUGCCAAUGAACGUGAAGGCUGAGGGGUGCAUGGAGCCACAAAAGCUUGCAGCACUGGCACCGAAAGGGAAAUAUUGGCAGGGCUGCGGCGCAAAGGAUGCAGGUUUGGAGGAUGCUUGCUGCAACUGUUGGCCGAUGACACGCCUGCGCUCCAAAGUCAAUGCAACCUCUGGUAUAUUUGAGUGCAUGCAAUGCGAUGGCAAGUGCUGCACUAAUGUUGGUGAGUACUUCUGGUGCAGGUUGGGUGGCACUCGCUGUAAUACCCCGUGCCCUGACAACUGCAGCUAGGCACUGGAACUUGUACAGACGACUUCUGCUCUUGCAUAAUUUCAAGCCAAUGGUCUGGAACUCAUGGCAAC